ACAUGAAGAGGGUAAAUAGCUGUGUGAAGAGUGGUGAGCAUGUCCUGGAGGAGUUGGAAACAGAAGGGGAGAGGCAGCUGAAAAGCCUCCUUCAGCAUCAACUUGAUACCUCUGUCUCCAUUGAGGAAUGUGUGUCUAAGAAAGAGAGUUUUGCUCCUGGUACUAUGUACAAGCCCUUUGGGAAGGAAGCAGCUGGGACUAUGACUUUGUCCCAGUUCCAGACACUGCAUGAGAAGGACCAGGAAACUGCUUCUCUUAGGGAACUAGGGCUCAAUGAAACAGAAAUCUUGAUCUGGAAGAGCCAUGUUUCAGGUGAAAAGAGGACAAGACUGAGGGCAACCCCGGAAGCAAUACAGAACCGUCUUCAAGAUAUUGAAGAAAGGAUCUCGGAGCGUCAGCGCAUCCUUUGCCUGCCACAGAGAUUUGCCAAGAGCAAACAGCUGACCCGGCGAGAAAUGGAAAUAGAAAAGUCUUUAUUUCAGGGAGCUGAUCGGCACUCCUUCCUCAAGGCUCUUUAUUACCAAGCAUACCACAAAAAGACAAGUGCAGACAAGUACAUGACCUCAAUGAAGAGGAAGAUAAAAUUAGGCACAAAAGAUGAACCCCAAAAGAAGAACAAAGGUGAUCCCAUGAACAACCUGGAAAGUUUUUACCAAGAGAUGAUAAUGAAAAAACGUCUUGAAGAGUUCCAACUUAUGAGAGGUGAACCCUUUGCUUCCCACUCACUGGUCUCAGCUACAUCAGUGGGAGAUAGUGGCACAGCUGAGAACCCGUCAUUACUCCAGGACAAGGGAAAACAGGCAGCACAGGGUAAAGGUCCCAGUCUCCAUGUGGCAAAAGUUAUUGAUAAUUCACCUGAGCAGUGUUGGACUGGGCCUAAGAAGCUGACGCAGCCAAUAGAAUUUGUCCCAGAAGAUGAGAUCCAGAGAAAUCGUUUGUCAGAGGAAGAGAUCCGAAAAAUUCCUAUGUUUUCUUCAUAUAAUCCAGGGGAGCCAAACAAGGUGUUAUACCUGAAGAACCUUAGCCCUCGGGUGACCGAAAGAGAUCUUGUCUCAUUGUUCGCUCGGUUCCAGGAGAAAAAAGGACCACCAAUUCAAUUCCGAAUGAUGACUGGACGAAUGAGGGGGCAGGCUUUUAUCACCUUUCCCAAUAAGGAGAUAGCAAGGCAAGCAUUAUAUCUAGUAAAUGGAUAUAAACUACGUGGGAAAAUACUGGUGAUAGAAUUUGGAAAGAACAAAAAGCAACGGUCAGACCUCCAGGCUGCUUCUCUCAUAUCAUCUGCUCCAGAUAACACAGCAGAAAUCAGUGGUAGCUAAAAGAUAUAUAGAUGGUGAGU
Molecule: messenger RNA, 1336 nt
Organism: Neomonachus schauinslandi (Hawaiian monk seal)
Lineage: Eukaryota; Metazoa; Chordata; Mammalia; Carnivora; Phocidae
Gene: RBM41
Product: RNA binding motif protein 41
Exons: 8
Coding region: 3-1316 (437 amino acids)
Biological process (GO): mRNA splicing, via spliceosome
Cellular component (GO): U12-type spliceosomal complex
Molecular function (GO): pre-mRNA intronic binding; U12 snRNA binding
Source: RefSeq, a predicted model, not a curated record